Molecule: messenger RNA, 3079 nt
Organism: Apis cerana (Asiatic honeybee)
Lineage: Eukaryota; Metazoa; Arthropoda; Insecta; Hymenoptera; Apidae
Product: arrestin domain-containing protein 17
Biological process (GO): protein transport
Cellular component (GO): cytoplasm
Source: RefSeq, a predicted model, not a curated record
GUACGAUAAUUAUGUCAAGAGUGUAUAUGUACGAAGGCGGGCAGGAAUUUAUGAUUUAGAAAAGAUUUUCAAGAUAAGGAUUGGAAUGAAAACGUGAAACGUUUCUGUUAUUUACGGGGUCGUCGUUACGAGAGAGUAGGGAGCGGCGAAGAAAUGAAAUGAAUUCGUACGUGUGACGCGAAAAUCGAAACUCCCGCCUUUGAAUUAUCGAUUGCGCUCGUGGAAACGUGCUUUGCCAAAGGGGAACGCUCAAUUAUCGUUUCAAACUUCGUCUCUAACAUAAUGAUCUGACAAUUACAAUAAAUCCUCGGACAAGUAUAAAAUUUCCUCCAAUUAUCGCGCUCGAUUCUAUUUAGCAAAUUUUAUCUUCGAUUAUAAUAUCGAUACAUGCAGUAAAUCGUGUUUACGAUCUUAUCUAUUGAUUCGAUGCCUGAAUAGCAACACGUUGAAACUUUUGAUAUAAAUUCAAUGGAAAGAGUCGAUUCGAUCGGUAUUGAGCGACAUCGGAAAAAUUUCUUCCGAUUCUGUGAAUAAUCGUUCUUUGAAUUUUGAUAUAUUUUUUUCCUUUUUUUUUGCUUUCCGUUCUUUUCUUUCAAACGUCAUAUGAUAAUAAACUCGACGUACGAUAAAAAAGAUUCGUAUGUAGUAAAAAUAAUUCUGACGCAAGUGGGAAAUAUUAUUGGUGCAUUAUGCCGUCGUUGAAAACUUUUCGCGUAGAAUUCGAUCGACCAACGGCUACGUAUCUUAGUGGCGAAAUUGUCAGUGGAAAUAUUAUUGUGAACAUAGUGAGAGAGAAAGAAAUUAGAGGAUUAUUUUUUAUUGCAACCGGCCAAGCUAACGUGAGAUGGACCGAAUAUAAUCAUAUAAGAAAAAAGAAGAAUCAUAGGCAUAAUAUUGUCUACAGGAAUUCCGAAAAAUAUUUCGAGUUCGAAUACAAUAUAAUUGCUAAACACAGAACUAAUUCGCGGAUCAAAAUCCCUUUUGGAUAUCACAAGUAUCCAUUUAAUUUUCAACUACCUCAUAAUAUACCAAGCAGUUUCGAGCAUAAAUACGGACAUGUAAGAUAUACUAUAAAAGCCAUAAUGGAUAGACCAUGGAGAUUCGAUCAUCAAACCAAAAUAGCAUUCACAGUUAUUUCAACUUUGGACUUGAACGCACAUCGUGAAAAAUGUCUAGGAUUGGAUGAUGAAAUAAUAAAAAAUUUCUUUUCUUGCUGUUGCAAUCAAGGAUCAAUUAAUUUUCAAAUUAGAAUACCAUCCUCUGGAUACGUUCCAGGCCAAUCAAUAAUCACAAUGAUGAAUUACGUGAAUUCCACAAAUAACAUACAAAUAACGAAGAUCAGUACAAAAUUGUUACAAAAACUCAAAUUUUAUGCAUCUACGCCGCACACAAGAUUGAAUUCAAGUACUGUUGAAAUCGUAACUAAGGACACUUCAGAAUCGUUCCUGACUCGUGGACAAACCACAUCAGGCAUUUUAAUCCCACCUAUACCACCGUCCUAUCUGGAAUAUUGUAGCAUAAUAGAUUUGAAUUACGAAUUACUCGUUACUAUACACGUUUCAGGAAUGCAUUUUAAAAUGGAGAAAAAUUAUCCUCUUUUAAUCGGAACGAUACCACUCUAUUAUCCGCCUUCUGCACCAUCUCUGAACGAUAUAAAUGCAUCCACGACGAUAUCAUUUCCAAUCCCGACACCAGGUCAAUUUGAUAGAUCGCAUCUUCCACCGGAAGCUCAAACUAUUGGUUUCGUUUCUCCAGAACAACCCUCUGCUUCUUCAAAUAAUCUGGAUAUACCACCACCAUCCUAUGAAGAAUGCAUGUCUGGAACUCAGGAUAUCAUGGAUCAAAAUGAUUCGAAAUAUGUAUUUGGUGCGAAUACCCCUUGGGCACCUAGAUAUCCAGUAUUCAAUUAUCCACAAACAAAUAUACAUCAAUGAACGAAAGAUCAUAACGAAUAUAGUAUCUGCCAAAGUUUUAAAGUCAAGAAAACAAGAAUCAACAAAUGUGAAUCUACUCCAACAUAGUAUGUUAUUAGCACGUUAUUAUAUCUUAAUUAUAUAAAAAUUCGCGAGAUAUUUUUAUAUAAUUUUAUCAUCGAUUAGGCACGAGGGAAAAGCAACAGUUUUACGAAAAUGAUAUAUUUACACAAUUUAUUUUUAUAUCUCGACAUCGCCAUAUUGUAAUCAUAAUCAUCAUCGAGUCAUAUUAUAAUUAGCAGAAAAAAACCGAUUAUUAUUUUUAAAAAGAUGAACAAGGAGAAUAAAGAAUUUCGCGACAAAAAGCAGUAGUACAAAAGGAAUGAGAGAUUCGUCGGUAAACUCCGAUAAAACAAUAGAUCGCAAAUCGGUCGUUCUCAAAAAGAUCUGAAUAAAGAGGAUAGUAAAAAACUUACAAUAGCUCCUGAGCGCGUCUGCUUGUGUAACAUAAUUGGUUAAGAAUAUGGAGGAAAGUUAAUCAACAAGUUGCGAACAUAUUUCAGAUCAUCACUCAUAUAACAUCUUCUACUCUAUAAUGUAUACAAUUCAACUUGACGCUUUAGGAAAUACACAUGGUACAAUUCGCACUGUAAUCACCAAAUGCCCGAUAAACGUGUCAUUGUAGGAACUGAACCCAACCAUCUUAAUGUUAAAGGCUGUCUUAAAUACAAUGAACAGACACGGUUGUCAUGCCUUUCUUUUCUUUUCUUUUCUUUCUUUUCUAUUCAAAUAUGACUUGCUAUCGGAUGACUGUGAAAAAUUUUCUUUCAGCUUUAUUUUAUACUAUUAAAAAUAAAGUACAAGUAAAAAGAUUAAUAUAUCAUCGAGCAUAUUUAAAAAAAAAAAAUGCACUUGAUUGAACAAAGUCAAUUCCAAUAGUAUCAUUACGGUAUGACGUUCGUUAUGGCUGGUCCCAUUUAUCCCAUACAUUUAUCACUCAUAAUUACAACAAUCGUUCUUAAUAAAUUCAUUCAAUAUAAUCGAGACAAAAAUUUCACUCGAACGUCAUUUUGUUGUUUUUAAAUAAUCAUACAAUCAUAACAAUGUUCACAAGAACAUCCGACGCAAUAAAAAAAAAAAAAAAAAAAAAAAAAAAACAGAUAAAA